Notolabrus celidotus (New Zealand spotty) is the source of this 7584-nucleotide messenger RNA. It is a transcript of the gene rc3h1b, whose product is annotated as ring finger and CCCH-type domains 1b. Lineage: Eukaryota; Metazoa; Chordata; Actinopteri; Labriformes; Labridae. The record is from RefSeq and is a predicted model, not a curated record. The transcript has 20 exons. Gene Ontology annotation, molecular function: metal ion binding. Bases 397 to 3777 code for a protein of 1126 amino acids.
CACACACACACACACACACACACACACACACACACACACAUCUCACCCAGCUAGCUGUAACCGGCUAGCGGGGCUGUUGUCGAGUUGACACCCUCCCCAAACCUCGGCAGCAGCUAAGCUGCACAGUCGACAUGGCAAGAAAAUAUCGCAACAAUUACCUACAGAAAGAUGAAAAUCUUCCAAGUCUUUUGGAAUGAUAUUCAUCAUGCGAUGUGAUCCAAAAUCCACAAUGUGUGAGAAAAUUUAAGAACGAUUGAGUUCGGAAGAAAAUUUUUUGAUUCCAGUGGAAUCUUCCAUAUAUAUAUAUAUUAAUAUUAUUAUUAUUAUUAGUUUUUUUUUUUUUCUGUGUUAAAUCUUACAUACAUUUACACACACUCGUCCCACCAACAUAUAACCAUGCCAGUGCAAGCACCACAAUGGACGGAGUUCCUGCUGUGCCCGAUCUGCACACAGACAUUUGAAGAGACUGUUCGGCGGCCCAUCAGCUUGGGCUGUGGACACACCGUCUGCAAGAUGUGCCUGAACAAGUUACACCGAAAGGCCUGUCCCUUUGACCAGACGGCCAUCAGCACGGACAUCGAACAGCUACCUGUCAAUACAGCCCUGUUGCAGCUGGUGGGAGGCCAGGUUCCAAAGGCUCAGCCAGUCGCCUUGAUUACCAGUCCAGAGGACUCACAGCAUUAUGAGGAGGCCAGACAGUGUGUGGAGGAGCUGGCUCUCUACCUCAAACCUCUCAGCAACACCAGAGGUGUGGGUCUUAGCAGCACAGCGCAGAGCAUGCUGAGUCGACCCAUGCAGAGGAAACUGGUAACUCUGGUCCACUGCCAGCUGGUGGAGGAGGAGGGCCGUGUGAGAGCCAUGAGAGCAGCCCGCUCACUGGGUGAGCGAACUGUCACAGAGCUCAUCUUGCAGCACCAGAAUCCACAGCAGCUCUCAUCCAAUCUUUGGGCUGCUGUGCGUGCUCGUGGAUGUCAGUUUCUGGGACCAGCCAUGCAGGAGGAAGCUCUAAAGUUGGUCCUUCUUGCUUUAGAGGAUGGCUCUGCUCUGUCCAGGAAGGUGUUGGUUCUCUUCGUAGUCCAAAGGCUUGAGCCACGCUUCCCACAGGCCUCUAAGACCAGUAUAGGCCACGUGGUGCAGCUCCUCUACAGGGCCUCCUGCUUCAAGGUGACCAAACGUGAUGAAGAUUCAUCCUUGAUGCAGUUAAAAGAAGAAUUCCGUACUUAUGAGGCCCUUCGACGUGAGCAUGACUCUCAGAUUGUUCAGAUAGCCAUGGAGGGUGGGCUGCGCAUUGCACCUGACCAGUGGUCCUCUCUGUUAUAUGGAGAUCAGUCUCACAAGUCACACAUGCAGUCAAUCAUUGAUAAGCUGCAGACCCCUGCAUCCUUUGCUCAGAGUGUUCAGGAGCUGACGAUUGCACUGCAGAGGACUGGAGACCCAGCCAACCUUAACAGGCUGCGGCCCCACCUGGAGCUACUGGCCAACAUUGAUCCUAGUCCUGAUGCCCCCCCUCCAACAUGGGAGCAGCUUGAGAAAGGGUUGGUUGCAGUGAAAACAGUGGUGCAUGGCCUGGUGGACUUCAUCCAGAACCACAGCAAGAAAGGAGCGGACCCUCAGCAGCCUCCUCAGCACAGCAAGUACAAGACUUACAUGUGUCGUGACAUGAAGCAGAAGGGUGGCUGUCCUCGGGGAGCCAGCUGCACCUUUGCUCACUCUCAGGAAGAGCUAGAGAAGUACCGUAAGAUGAAUAAACGUUUGGCAGCUCGCCUCCCUGGCUCAGGAGGGCUCAUGCCAGAUGAUGGCCUUCCUCUUGAUGUAGCAGUGACACGGAAGCCUUCGCCCCUCACUAAUGGCAGCGGUGCACCCUCUAUGCCCCAGCUCAUUUCUCGUAGCACUGACACAGUCCCAUACGAGCUGCUGCGUAAACCCAUGAAGAUGGAUGGAGGAAGCCCCAGUGCCCCUGGAUCACCACCUGAACCCAUGGAUUCUGUGGCCAAAAUGCCUCUGCCACCUCAUGCCAUGGUCCACCAAAGGAUGCCAGCUGACCCCCUCUCUGGGGUGAAGCACAUGCCUGUAUCAGCCAGAGGUCUGCCAGUUUACCCAUCGCAACAGCUCCCUGAAAUGUGCUAUGACUCUCGCCCACCACCGUCUGCUUCUCAGUAUGAGCCUGCACAAUAUGCCACAGGAUACCCAUACCAACAGUAUGUUCCGCGGGAUUACAUUCGUAACCCUCCUCCACCCAGUGAGUCAGGACCCCCUUAUCCGGAUCCCUAUCCUAGCUAUUGCCCCUCAGAGCGACCCUACCAGGCCCCUCACUCUGGUCCACCCUUCUCCUACCCUCACCCUCCUCACCAUGACCGAGGUCGCCAUGGGACCUACCCUGGCCCACCACCUCCCCCGCAGCCUUACCCAUCUCAAAGGGAUGGCCUGGUCCGAAUGAGUCCUGCUCCUCUGGAUGUUCCACCUCCAUCAGCGGGACAGGCCAACUCACUCUACCACCAGGAGCCCAGUGGCCGAGACAGAUACCCCCCAGACGGCUACUAUCCACCAGGAACCCAGCCUGCUCCCAUGAGGGCCUACGUCAGGGGGCCAUCAUAUAGUGGUUCACAGCCCAGCCUAGACUACCUGCACAGGCGUAGGCAAGAGCUGUUAUCUCAGCUAGAGGAAAGGAAGGUCAUCUCCCCUCCGCCAUUUGCUGCCUCUCCAACUCUUUCUCGUCCUUUCGCCAGUGACUACACUCCAGAUUAUGGCGAGGAGAGCUCUAAAAACAUGAUGAAAUGCAGGGAGCCUGACUAUGCAGGGCAGUACUCUCCCUGGUCCUGCGAAACCAUUGGCUCCUACAUUGGCACAAAGGACCCCAAACCCAAAGACGUCAUGGGUUCUGUGGAGAUGAUGAAUGUGGAGGCAAAGACUCUGAGGGAACCAUCGCUGGAGGCUCCUCGGAGGGGCACGGAAGUCAAGGAUGAUGACCCUAUUAUCCCUUUUGGCCCCCAGCCCACAGUGUCACGCUUUGGUGCCAUCUCCCGCACCUCAAAGACAGGCUACCAGACCAACGUCCCUAUGGUCUCCCCUCCCCAGAACCCAAACACUAAACAUAUGGCCAUGCCAGCAGAUUACUCAUAUGGAAGCCAAGGAGGAUGGGGUGGAACUUCAUAUCCCCCCCGCCAAGCUGCCUCCCCCUCUCAGGGACAUUUCAGUGAGCGCCUACCUAUGACAGCCACAGACAGAGAUCAGUUAAAGAUUGAGCUGCAGCAGGUCACCCAGCAGAUCAACCAACAAACCCAGAUGAGAAGCAUAGAGGCUGCCAAUAACCCUUUAUUGCUGCAGAGGGAGGCCAGUGCAUUGGCAGGCCAGCCUGUGCAGCCCAGCCAGGGCCAGGCAGUAGCAGCCUCACAGCAGCAACAGCCUAAGUGGCCAGCAGGGGGAGCAAGUACAACAUCUGUCUCCAGUGAACAGCUAAGCAUGGAGCUCCACCAUGUGGAGAGAGAGAUUGGCAAAAGGACCCGAGAGAUGGCACUGGAAAACCAAGUGGCCCAUGAAGUUCAGCAGUACAAGAUGAAACCUGCAGAGAAUGGACAACCUGAGCACAAGGCUCAGCUAGAAGAAAUCUCCCUGGCUCUGGGGGAGGUGUCUAACGGCUCUAGCAGUCUGCAAGAAAGUGCAGUAGGCGGGUCCAUGCUGUCACUGACCAACAAGACGUCUGCGCUGAGCCUGUGCUCUGAUCCAGGUGCCACUGGUUCAGAGAUGCAGAAGAAUGGCGUUGUCCAUUCCUGCUCCUAAGCAGUACACAUACAUACAUACACACACACACACUUACACACAAACACACACACACACACACAGACAAGCACACACUUACACGCACACACUUACACGCACACACUUACACGCACACAUACACUCAAGAUGCUCAUUUUAAAAGCAUGCACAGGCACACAUACACCCAUUCUAUUUAGAAGAUGAGCAGUAUCUGCCGUGAUAUGAAUUUUCUUUCUUUUUGUUCUGUGAAUGAGCUUUUUUUAAUGACUUUCCUUGCCUGGAAACCAGGGCAUAUGAUAACAUUUCUCGUGUGUUAAUUUUUUUUUCUUUUUUUCUUUUUUUUUGCACUGGGAUUAUUGAUAUACAAGGCUCACAAUAGAUACAUCAGGAAGAGGAAAUGGUGGUGAUGGUGAUAGGGGUAUUGUCAUUUCAUUAAACGAGGAUAGAUCUAUAACAUCCCAAACUAACACAAACACACUUACAGGAUAUCUUAUUGAUCCUCCCCAUAUAAUAAUAAUUUUGGUCCUGUUGGAGCAGCAUACAUAAAUGAACGGUUAAACACUGAGGAGCACAUUAAGAAGCACCAUCACAUCACAUGCACUCUGAUGAACUUUUUUUGUUGCAAUCUGAUAAUCUAGGGAGGAAUUGUAAACGCCAGAAGUGCUGUCACUUGGUACUCACCCCCAGAAUCGUAGAAAGUGGUCGCCCGGAUCUAGAUGAUCUGAGGAGGGAAAAAAGCAGCGAAAUAUUCUUCAAGUAUUCAGCUUAGAUGGAGACGUGAGAUGUUUUAGAAAUCACUUUUGCACCAUAUGCACGUGCUCACUUGCCACGAGAAGUCUGAUUUUAUUAGUGCAUUUUAUGAACUCAUCAUAUGUCUGUUUCGUACUUGAAAGCAGUAUAUUAUAUAUUUAAUUGAAGCAUUCUGUUUUAAAGAUUGCCAACGAGUCUUUUGAUAAUGAGCUUUCCACAUGUUUUCUAUAAGGGAAUCUACUUAAUACGGUGCUUCUCUUGGCUGUGGUGUGACCUGACGUGGUUUGGUUGCAAUGCCUUUCACCCGUGUACACUGCUGGGCUUCAUUCAGUCCGAGUUUGUUGCAAAAGCUCAAAAAUAGUCAUAUAGGUUUUUUUGGGAGGGAUGGAUGCACAUUUUCAAAGCUGAGAGAGUACAUCUUUCGGCCUCAGGUGCAAGGUAACUCGAUAAACUUUGUAAUAUCAGGGUAACACAAGGAUUUCCCUCCUCAGAGCUUCUUAUCUGGCCACACAAAAGGCCUCCCCAUUGGGAUUAUCUUGUCAUUUGUUCUCCUAACUUCUAUGAAGUUGCCUUCCCUUUGUGAUUUUUUAUUUUGUUUCAUUUUUCAUGCUUUACGUUGUUACGAUUCUGGGGGCGUGGCUUACCGAGUGAAGGCCUAAUAGAGUGAAGUGUAAUUUGUUUCUCUCUGUUAUUAAAUGGUUGACUUCAUUUGCGACUGAAGAUAGGUGACUGUUGUAGUGUUUUUAGCUACACAGUGCUUUUAGAACAUUAUGUUCACAGCUGAGGAUAUCAAGUGUUGGUAACUGACGGCUUGAAAAAAACACACCUUUAGAUUUAGCUGUACUCGCAGAUUUGAAUGGAUCCACACAUCAACAAUAUCACACACUUGUUUUCAUACCUUGUUGUCAUCAGCACCACCAUCACCACUAGCAUUGCUCUUUCUCCCUCAUGUAAAUUGUUUACUGCUGACGCUCAACCUGGAGCUUUUUGCCUUUUGUAAACAAUUAGCAUGAUGGUCCACAGUUUUACAGCUCUGCUCGGAGCAAGUGAGUCCCUGUGUUAAAACGGUUAAUGGAUAGAGGUGACGCUCUGCUUUUUAGUUUGAACAUUGAUCCUCUAUGUAAGUCAGAUGAGGGGAUACUGAAAACUGACCAGAGUUUUUACAGAUCCUUGAACACAGUUGGAGUUAAAUAAUUAGAGACACAAAUGCUUCCCGUGUCUAACAUCCUCAUCUGGGCUGUGAUAAAAGGGCAUCUCUUCCAAAUUAUCAGCGCCAUGAUAGUGGAUUUUUGGGUUUCUCUUUAUUUCAAAUUUCCUACCACACUUCAAAGCCUUUGGCUGCUCCUUGCUACAUUUAUUGUUUAGGUACACAGCUCACUUAUACAUAUGAGUAUGUAUACAUACAUUAAUAUACUAAAGCACUAUUAAUGUGCCACCUCUUAUUUUACUCGCUCAGCAUUUAUAUUAAAUGAUCUCUACUUAGAAUCAGCAAAAUAUUUGUUUUUAUUUUUGUUGUUUGAUUUGUUUUCUGUCCACUGGUUGCCAACACAGACUUUAUCCUUUCCCAGACGAAGGACUUCUGUGCGCAUUGAUGUGUGUUCACUUAAUCUUUUGUGUUCAAACAAAGAUGUUCUUUAUAGACUAUGCUUCCGAAGAAGACAAAAUUCUGUACCUUUGGAAAACUUACAGAGACGUUUUGUGUGUGCUAGAUUAUAUUGUAGAAAAUGUACCCUGAGUUUUUUGUUCCAUUUUUUUCCCCUCGAAGUGUGCUGUACUGGGUGAUAGUGUUCAGCUAUUAGAAAAGUGUCGUGGGGGUUCUCCUGCCCCUGCUCCCCAAGAGGAGAUACAGGAAAGUCUCUGAUAAAAGGUUGGCCUUAAAUCCUCUUUCAUGCUCCUCUUCUUUGUCUUGCUUUAGGAGAAUGAGCUUUAAAAGAUCUAAAUUAACACUGAAUUGGCAUGAUUCGGAGCGAUCAGACGACCCAUAGUGGAAUUUCCCCCUUUUGACUAUGUCAUAUGAAACGGCAACAAUGCAAGUCUUUGAAGUUUUGAAGCUAAAUUUGUCUUUUUUUUAAAAUCAAUUUUAAGGAUAUGUUGUUGACCUAGCUGGGUUUGUAGUUUUUUUUCCUUCUCUUUUUUUUUGUUAAUUUCUGCAAUAGUGGAGUGAAUUAACUGACUUGCAAGUCUUACAUUACUCUGAUGCAUUGCCUGACCUGAUGUGGAGUCAACAGCUAGACCAGUAUUUGAGUGACGUUCACAAAUUAGUGUAUUUUCUUUCCUAUGACAGCUAUUGACAAAUAAUCGGCCCUAAAAAACUGAACUCUGCUGUUAUAAUUCUGUGAAUUUUCAACAUUUAAUUGUGUUAAUUCAAUACUAUGUUCAUUUUCUCUGAAUGAAAGUCAACCAAAAGUUUCGUUAUGCUGACUCUACCUGAGGGGUCACUGCAGGUCGCAAUGGGCUUUAAACACCUUUAGCUUAGCUGAACUGACGUAUAAUAACGUAUGGGGUGGUUUACUAUACAGUAAAUAGCAAAGAUGUUCAUUUCAAUCUUUUGCGUGUUUUUGUUUCUGAGUGGAACUGCUGCCUCUAGCCCUCAUUUGUAUAACCAGAUAACCCCUCCACCUCCACCCUUGACCACUGAACUCUGUUACUGCUGUUUGAGGCUCACAUUUUAUUCCCUGACUUUCUGGGGAAAUCGCAAAUGGCUAUUUUAUAUGAUUACUCCCUUGUAAAAUAUCUCUUAAAUUAAGGUACAGGUUUGAUUUCAGCAAGAAAAAAGAAGUUUUUAUAUGUAUAUUAUACUCCAUUAAGGAAUGUCUAGAAUUAUCUUCCUCCAAUGUGGAUGUAGCCAUUAUUACGCCAUUUUAUGACUUUGUAAGAGAAUUCACUGUGUGAAAAUUGGUUUGCAUUUUUGUAUAAUACAAUCUGCUUUUUUUUUCGUUUGAUACGAGAGGGAGGUCAAACUGGAAGUUUGAAGAGAGAAAAAAAUGAACCUGUGAAAUUGAGGAAACAAAGUGUAACUUAUGUACAACAGUGAUUCUAAGCUGAGGGGAAAGAUUAAAUGAUAUUGCUAACUCAGAA